AUGUACUCCAAGACCGCCAUCAUCACCUUCUUCGCCGGCUUUGCCGCUGCCCAGAUCCACGCUCCCGUUGGCGAGCCCGCUGGUAACCCCAUCACCCGUCCUUUGAACGAGGUUGUCCCCACCUGCGAGCAGUUCACCAUCACCUGGCAGCCAACUACCCCCAACACUGUCUCUGUUCUCCUCCUCAAGGGACCCUCCACCAACGUCGUCAAGUUCGGUCCUUCUCUCGCUGAGGGAAUCGCCAACAGCGGUAGCCUCGCCUGGACCCCUGCCUCCACUCUCGAGGCCACCAACGGCCCCAACGGAUACGGCAUCCAGAUCAUUGACGAUGUCACCGGCCAGUACCAGUACUCCACCCAGUUCGGUAUCUCCAAGGGCAACUGCGAGGAGGCCGUCUCCAGCUCCAUGAUCGAGCCCAGCAGCGCCGCUGUCGCUAGCUCCACCCCUGCCGCCAGCAGCGCCUACGCUCCCGGCUACGGUGCCUCAACCCCCCUUGCUAGCCACACCCCCAUCCCUCUCCCAUCUGCUGUCCACUCCAGCGAGGCUCCUUACCCCACCACCGUCAUGACCUCUGCUAUGGUCCCUGCCUACAGCACUGGUGUCUCUGCCAACGGCACCGUCCCCAUGCCCACUGCUGGCGGUAACGCUACCACCAGCCGUCUCCCUGAGGCUACCACCAACGCCGCCUCUGGCGUCCAGGCUGCGCUCGGCUUUGCCGGUGCCGCCGCCGCUUUCGCUUUCAUGCUAUAA
This is a messenger RNA of Alternaria postmessia, 750 nucleotides long. RefSeq lists its product as uncharacterized. The record is from RefSeq and is a predicted model, not a curated record. NCBI's taxonomy places the organism in Eukaryota, Fungi, Ascomycota, Dothideomycetes, Pleosporales, Pleosporaceae. The transcript has 2 exons. Bases 1 to 750 code for a protein of 249 amino acids.